GUAGUGUCGGUAUUGUAGGUGGGGGACGGAGCCUCCCUGCCGCGCCGCAGAAGCAACGAACAGUUCUCGGUCCCCGAUCGGCCCGUAAGUCACGUAAGGCGGAGAAGGAGAGAGCGCGGGUGAGACGGAGAGGACGCUAGAGGGGGAGGACUAGAGAGAGAAAGAGAGAGAGAGAGAAAGAGAGGCAAGGAAAAGGGAGCAGCUUGUGGAACGCGCCGUGUCCUCGCGUGCUUGUGUCGCGCACGGCGUCUCGAGCGCAGCCAUUACGACAGAGAGCCGCUCGGUGACGCUCGGUAACGUCGUUGUGUGGUAACGCGAGCGCGACGAUAGCGUAGCCCGUUGUUGUUGCUGCUGCUGCUGCUGCUGCACGCGUCAACGCUAGAUCACCCCGACGCCGCCGUUCCGGGUGUAACGGAGCGUGAGCGCACGUGUGCGCACGCGAGACAGAACGAAUUAAACCGUCGUCGGCUGCCGUCGGCACCGCCGUCACCGCCACCGCUACCACCGCUGCCACCUUGAGGGGUUGGCGUUACGCGAGUGAGAACGAGGAAGCGCGGAAGCUGCCGAGCGUGACUCGAACGCGCACGACGGGACGGGUGUCAUCGCGCAUCGGUAGAGGCUGCACGAAACGAGGAAUUUGGUUUGCGAUCGCGGACCGGUCGCGGCGAUCGGACGCAUCAGUACACGCGUGUGUGCGCGUACGUAGGGUGAGACGAGUCGAUCGAGAAAGGAAAGAGGGUAACGCGACGCGUCGUCAGCCGCCACCAUGUUUGACGUAUUCGGCUCUGUAAAAGGGCUGCUCAAGCUCGAUUCCAUAUGUAUCGACAACAAUGUGUUCCGGCUGCACUACAAGGCCACCGUGGUCGGACUCAUCAUCUUUUCCCUGCUGGUGACCUCCCGGCAGUACAUCGGUGAUCCGAUCGACUGUAUCGUCGACGACAUACCGCUACACGUGAUGGACACCUACUGCUGGAUCUACUCGACCUUCACGAUCCCGGACCGAACCGGCAUCAUCGGUAAGGACCUGGUGAGUCCAGGGGUUGCCACGCACAUCGAGGGCCACGAGGAGAUCAAGUACCACAAGUACUAUCAGUGGGUCUGCUUCUGCCUCUUCUUCCAAGCGAUUCUUUUCUACGUACCCCGCUACCUGUGGAAGACGUGGGAGGGUGGCAGAAUCAAGAUGCUGGUGCUGGAUCUCAAUUGUCCGGUGAUCAGCGAGGACUGUAAGAGCGAUCGGCGUAAAUUGUUGGUCGACUACUUCACCCUGAAUCUGCACUCGCAGAAUUUGUACGCGUACCGCUUCUUCCUCUGCGAAAUUCUCAACUUUAUAAACGUGGUCGGCCAGAUCUUUUUCAUAGACUUCUUCCUGGACGGCGAGUUCACCACGUACGGCUCCGAUGUCAUCAAGUUCACGGAGAUGGAACCCGAGGAACGUAUCGAUCCCAUGUCCAGGGUGUUCCCGAAGUUGACCAAGUGCACGUUCCAUAAAUACGGUGCGUCCGGCUCGGUGCAGAAGUUCGACGGACUCUGCGUGUUGCCGCUCAAUAUCGUCAAUGAGAAGAUCUACGUGUUUCUCUGGUUCUGGUUCAUCAUCCUGUCGAUCCUGAGCGGUCUCAGCUUGCUCUACCGUGCGGCAGUGAUAUUCGGCCCGAAGCUGCGUAUGGUGCUGCUGCGGGCACGCUCGCGUCUCUCGCCGCACGACCAAAUCAAGAUUAUCAGCGACAAGUGCCAGAUUGGCGAUUGGUUUGUCCUGUAUCAACUGGGCAAGAACAUCGAUCCGCUGAUCUACAAGCAGCUCAUCACCGAUCUCGCGACCAAGCUCCAGGGUAAGGAGAACGUGUAACGUCGAACGACAGCGAAGGACCUCUUCAAGGAGCGCUCCCAAACAACUCCGGAAGGUAUUCCUCAUCUCUCUCCCCGAGUGUGAUACUUUUCCCGAUAGAGGGAAGAAGCAAACGCGGUAUACACAAAAAAAGAAAUUGGUAUCAAAUCAAUUCAUUGUUUCAUAUAUAGGCAAGAAUAUCAAAUCUUGAAAGAAUUUAUAAUCUUAAAUAGAUAUAAUUUGUUAAAUUUUUGAUUCUUCGUGUAAGCAAUGUUAUUAGCCUAAAGUUUACCCUAAGUCGCGAGGUCGUUGCUUGUAGGUCAGCGAAUCGAUGUUCUUGCCGAGUUGAUACAGAACAAACCAAUCGCCAAUCUGGCACUUGUCGCUAAUAAUCUUGAUUUGGUCUUUUUAAGAUUAUCAAAUUCAAAAUUUUAUAUUCUUGCUUAUACAUGAAACCAUGAAUUGUUGAUACUAAUUUUUUUCUAUGUAGGACCGUCCUCAGGCUAGAGAUGAGAAUAAGAGACAGAGAGGAAGAGAGAGAGAGAGAGAGAGACACAGCCAUACCGAUUUCGUGGACACAAAGAUCGGAAAAAUUAUAGCGUUUUAAGGCUCAAUUGCAUCAACAAUUAUCCGAUUUAAAGUUUUUCAUUAGUGAUCCUUUAUUUCUAUUCAUAUUUUAUUUAUACAUAAUACAUUACAGAUAAGAAAGCUCGAAGUGAUCAGAAUUAGCUUUAAAUUGAUUUAAAUUUGAAUCACCACGGUGACCGAUCAGGGAUGCUUCAAAUUGAUUUGAUUAAUGGCAAAUGAAUUAAAAAUUUGCAAAUCCUGAAAGUUAAUUUUGUUUAGAAUUUGUACGUCGAUAAGGAAGUGAGAUUUUAAUUAAGUCAACCGUUUGACGAAUCAAAACUAAUAAAAAAACCUUGUUUGUUUCCAAUUUAUCGCUAAAUUAUAUCUAAUAUUAAUAGACAUGUGGAUAUAAUUAAUCAAUUAUAUCUAAUAGAUAAUUAACUGUUUUUAUCGUAGAGUUUAGAUCGAUUUCUCUGUUCUCUACCGAUUCUAAUUCUGACCUGGAUCUCGAGUCGAAGUCAGCAUUAACGUUGAUGCAAUUGGACCGUUGAGAUAGUUAGGACAAGAUUUUUAUGUCUCGCCGUUCUUCUUUCGCGCGAGUACACGCUUCCAUUCGACGUUGGGUUUUGCGGCGAAGACAAAGCGCGCAACUCGCCGCCCGUCUCCUCGUCUCUCCUCGUCUUCGCGUCGAACUCUCCUCGUCUUCGAAUCCUUUCACCUGUGGAGUUUCCCAUCGAUUUUAUACGCCGCCCAUUCCGCUUGUCCGUUUCUUUUAUUUUACUUCUAGGCGUACUCACAGAUUCCCUCGCGCGAGAAUUUGCGACUCCAACGUCAGGUCACGCGUCGGACUCUUACCAUCCAUUUUUCGCUUGAAUUUUAUUUUUUUAAUUGCGUUUCAUUUCGUAAUGUGGCAAUGAGCAACACAAGUUGUCGGAUUUUUGAUUCUUAUGUAAUGGGUGCAUGAUCUUCUUUUCGUGUAUAAAUUACACUACGUACAGUUUUUUUGUGAUAAAUACCGUCGUAUUAAAUCGAAUGCAGUUUUUUUUAUUAGUCGUAUAAAAAAGUUUAGAUUAAUUUAAGAAGACUGGGGGAGGGGGGAUUAGUCUCUUUUAUUUUUAUGAAUGAAACCUCCGAUCACGAUAAGCGCAACAAGUUUGCUUUAUAUACUUACGAGGCAUGUUGAGUCAUCUGAUCAUUUUUGUCAUGACGUACUACAGUUAAUUACGAUCACGCGGCAGCGUGGCCUUUUCGCGAUUUAACCCUUUCGCUUGCCCUAUCGUUGCUGAGGCAACAAUCUUCAAAUUCAUCUAGACGUUAAUAUUUACAUGUUGUAUUUAGAUGUCAACAUUUGUAUAAAUAAUUUAUCAAUUUAUACUAUGAAUAAUUUAUUUAAUAACAUUUUGAUUUCUUUAAAAUCGUUAGGAAAAUUGUAAAAAAAAAAAUUAGUUUCCAUUUCCAAACUAUUGGAAACAAUAACAGAACAAAAAAAUUUUUUUUUUCCGAAUAAAAUUCAGGGUUGAAAGGAUUAACUCGGCUUUGUGUACAUUUGUCGCGUAUUUAAUCGACGAUUAAUCGACUUAAGGAACUACGGUGAACGGUGUUCUUUCAUCUUCCUUUCAAAGUGGCACGAAAGCACCGCGUCGUGGACGCGAGGAUCGGAGGCCAGUUUGUUGGCCUGCAUCACCGUUACCGUUUUCAUCCACGCGUGCAACUUUGCGAGCGGAGCUCACACGCAACGCCGCGGAUAAAGCUCCCCUCGUCACGAACGCGUCAUUCCGCGAUCGCGCACACGCGGAGAAUAAAAAAGAAAAAAGAAGGAAAGAAAAAUCCGGUCUUCCGCGAAGCGCCUCGCCGCGCGCGCGCGUCCAUUCCUCCCUCGUGCCGCCGGUUUGCAUUCCUGCGGAGCCUCGCGCGCACCCGUAGGAGCGCGAACCCGUGCGCCGCCGUCUCCGGUAAGGUACGUGGAACGGAACGACGACCUGCCUCGUAGGAAUAUAUGCACGGGAACGAAGAAAAUAUGCGGCGAGAAGUGCGGGGCAUGCCUGCCGCCCGGGGGGGUUCCCAUUGUCACGCUGACUCCGCGCGCGAAUACGUGCGGAGGUAUGCCCGCAUAUUUUCGAGCUUUGCCGUUUCGAAACGAUCAUUCCCGCCCCCCUCCCCCUCCCUCCCUCUCCCAAAAACGGGAUCCGUGUCCUUCGACGAAAACGAGGAGAGAGAGAGAGAGAGAGAGAGAGAGAGAGAGACAAAGAGAGAGAAACAUGCGUGUGAAGGAGCUUAAAAAAAGCGGGGGAAAAAAAAGAAAGAAAACAAAGGGGAGUGCUCCCGGCACUCUCUCGGAAGCCUUCUUCGCUCGCAGACUUGGAUCGUGUGAUAAAGUGUGGGACGGCGUUCGCGUGCUAAUCCCAGCAGCCAUUCCCGCCUCAGCUGUUCUGUCUAUUAUUAUUAUUAUUAUUAUUAUUAUUAUUAUUAUUAUUAUUUCUUUCUACAUAUCGAGCUGAGCGUCAUGUCUCUCGAUCAUUCGACGCGGGAUCAAGAGCCAAGCAACAACCUGUAGCGCGUAAAGCAGGGACCGGACGUGCCUUUCGCGGGGAGAUUUAUCUCACCGUGGGGAGUUCGCGGGCACGUGAAAGAUUCAACAUCCGGCGCGGGUUCUCGUAUACCGGUCCCGCGACUCGCCCGGCGAACCCCGAGGUUCUCGAUCGCUUUCACACGGGGAGAAACGAUCGCGAUCGCCGCCCCCCCAAGGUGACGGUAGCCUCCGCGAACCUAAUCUAACUUUUGGUUUCUUCACGCCACCGUCACCUUGAUCUUUCUAAUAUCCUAGAAGCGUGUCGUAAGAAUACGCAUGUACAUUGUAGGCCGCUAUGUGUGUGAGAAAGAAAGACAGAGAGAAUUCAUUUGUACAUGUAUGUGAGCAUGUAGAAAGAGCGAGAGAGAAAGAAGAAAGGAAGAGUGAGAGAGAGAAGGAGAGCCGUAUGCGCCUGAAUGGGUAUGUGUGUGUGUGUAUAUGCGUAACUGCGUAGAUAUUAACGCACGUCUUCUUCGUGUUUCGUCAUUCCACGCACAAAAAGACGUGUCCGCGAUUUUGUACGCUAGAGUACCGAGAAAUUAGAUUAUAAACUAGGCUACGAUCGACGCGCUUGCAUCUUCUCAAACGCGUCAGCUCUUCUCUUUUUAUACAACGUAAAAUUAAUGUAUAUUUUUGAGGGGACCAAGUUGUUACGUCAUAGAUCAUUCUUCUUUCUUAUAAUACGGACUUACAAUGUAAGCGUGAUGCGUCGAGGGACCAAGCUGCAACGCUACUACGAGUAUACUUCUGCGAUUUUUCUCUUUAUUAUUAAUUUUUUUUUCUUUUUAGUAAAUGGUAUAUAAGACUGGCGAUUUGUAUAAUAAAUCUUGAAUUCGGCGAUUAGUAUAAUGUGUCGAUGUUUCAAAGAAAGACACCCAAGUUGUUUAUAAGCAAUUGUAUGUAAUUACAUGAAUGAUGAAAUGCAGCAUAUGCUUUUAGUUAACUCGCCCAUCGACAUCACACGCAUUUCAAGUGAUAGUUUAGAUAUUUCAAUACGUAGAGAUAAACGAAAGGAAAAAAAAAAAGAAAAGAGCGCUACCUUUUACCCGUUCGUACAUUCCACACCGCGUGCGAGCGUCGCUGUCUUCGAUACAUCCCACUAACGUGGAAUACCUAAUAUCGCGUUCCUAUCCGAGCCGAGUACGCCGACUCGCUUGUAUUAUUCGACAGAGAGAUCGAAACGUGACGAGUCGCGGUGCCGAAGUCAGCGAUACUUUCUACCUCGUAAGAUACGCGCGAGCGUGGAAGAUUUAACAGAGCCCGCUUGAUUUCAUGCCGCUCGAGACAAUUGUCCAAGUUUUAUCGAGAUAACGGCACCAAGAUAACGCUUGAGGAUUUAAACGUACAGGAUGUGGUUCGUACUCGAACUGGUGCUCGAAUUGCGAGACGCUAAAGCUAGGAAACUGAUACGAUCGACCUGGACGCAUUCAGCAACCCAUAUUCUCUUAUCUUAAUCUUGCACUGAUACAAAUGUACACGAAAAAAUACAUCAUUAUUCUUGAUAUCUUUUUAUUGGUAUAUGAACGAUAUUUGAAUCGGGAUUUCCUCGAAAGGCAAAUCAAAUUCAUAAACGCGAACCGCGCUUACUUUUCGAGGAAAUCUCGAUCCAAUAGUCAGUUUAAAGACAGAAAUUUUUAGAAGCUAUAUCAAUCAGUGUAUCAGGAUAUCGAGAUAUUGUAGCUUUAUACGUCAACCCAAUGUUUUUUAAAUAUUUAAAAAACAUUGUCUGCCGAUUGGGAAUGCGUCAGCUUUGUCUUGGACAUGUAAAAGCCAUUUGUUCAUUUUCGGAGAUAAACGUGUGUGGAACGUACGAAUGAUAAGGAUAAAGAUGUAGCUCCAAGAAGUUAUUGGAGAAGGAAGAAAAUGCGACGCGAUUCUUAUAAUUAUUCGUUUCUUUGCCAUCUAGAACAUUUCAACGAGAGAUCUAUGCUCAAAGACUGCCAGGUAAUCGAAACACUCCACGUCGCCACGUGAUUUUGUAUCACUUUUAGAUGUAUACGCGAAAUAGAAUUAUUAUUAACGACGAACGUAACGCUAUUGUCCGGUAACGUAUCGCGUUACUUUCUCCGAAGCUUCAAUCUGUCAUUUUUCAAGCCGGAGAACGCUAGGAUUCGCAUAAUAUUUUAUAUAUAUACAUAUCUCUCUCUUUUUCAUCGUUAGGCGUCCUUCCCUUCUGCCUCGCUUUAUUUGCCGCCGUUCUUCUUGCGGCAAUGAUGAUUGUCAAUUAGCCACGUGCGUUACGCCUAAUAAGUGCCUGGUUUACUUUAGGUACAAAAUGCAUUCCUAUCUAUGUAACUAAUCGACAUUCCAGUAAAGAGACUGCGGUCGUUUUUUGAACGAAAAAAAAAAAUCAGUAUUUUGAAUUGCACAUGUCCCUUUUCACCUUGCGAAAAUCACUUUCGACAAUCGCGAAAUUCGUAAUCUCCGUAAUCGAGAAUUUUCGAAACUCAAGAGAUAUAUUCUAAAUACAAUACAGCGGGGAAAAAAAAUGUAAUUUCCGCGAAAAGAGAUGCGCCGACAUUCCGUUAAUCAGGCUUGAUUUAAGCCGUCGGAGAUCAUGUUGAAACCAAUGUUGAGCAAGCAGUGUUUAUCUGAAACUGCAGUUACGUACGAUCGAGUGGAGACUAAUGCCAUGUGCAUUCGCGUCGAGAUGCAGUAACGGAACCAUACGCCGUACAACUAACCAAAAGUGCCUGCAUCCUGCCGAGCGUAGAUAAGAACUCUCGCUUCCUUUUAUUCGUGAUUUUAUAAUACGGCGCUUCCAGCGGUAGGUGCAUCGUGAUAGGAUAUCGUGCUGUCAAAUAUGCAUAUGUAUUACUUGCCCGAUUUCUGUUCAACCGGAAGAGAAAGAAAAAAGGAUAGAGGAAGAGUCGUUCUCGCGCCUACUGCAACAGUGAUAAGAUAAAAAACUGGGAAAAAUAUAUAGAAUAAAUAUAUAGUAUCUCUAUGGGAGAAAAGAGAAAGAGAGAGAGAGAUACAUGAAGUAUAUAGAUGAAUAGUAUAGCAUUCAUUCGAACGUGUCGAUAAGAAGCGCGCACAAUAAUCGAUAGACAGGUGAAGCACAUGUUGCCUUCUUUAUACGUUAGAAUUUCUUGAUUUUUUCUCCGUCAUUGAUAUAUCGACAAUAAUUUAUAAGAAUAGGUAGGAGUAGGAGAGAUAAUAUGCUAUCUGCGAUAUGACGAUAGGGCUUAAGAAACGGUAGCUUGUACAUCACGUACACGUCGUCGGCAUUGUACGGCGAAUGUCUUCGCGGGUGCGUUUGUUGUCCGUGGUCGGUGCAAUUCCGGCGAGUUUCCUUCUCCAAUAGAAAGAAAGUGGUGGUCGCCGGCGCAAGGAUGCAACGUGGACCAUUCACGCGUCGAAAUUGCACCGGUCACCAAUACCGAUCCAAUCGUCGCAAUUAAGAAUAAUGUAGCUGGUCCGAGAAAAGGGCACCGUGCUUAUAUCGGCACACACUCGAAGAACGAAGAACAAGGACACGUCGCCGCAUCCAGGUCGCGUAGAAAAUUUAUAUUCAUAUAUAUAUACAUAUAUAUAUGUAUCUUUUACUUAUUUUCGUCUCUUCGCUCUUCGAGCGCGCGCAAUUCGAAUGCGGAUAGAGAACACUGCCCUCCUGAGGAAUGAAAUGUUAUAUAUAUAUGUAUAUGUAUAUAUAUAUGCAUAUAUAUAUAUUUUAAUACGAAAUGUUUUUCUCUUGUGAAGUUAAACUAAUAAAUAUCAACGAUUAAGCAACGAUCAA
Molecule: messenger RNA, 8697 nt
Organism: Solenopsis invicta (red fire ant)
Lineage: Eukaryota; Metazoa; Arthropoda; Insecta; Hymenoptera; Formicidae
Gene: Inx2
Product: innexin inx2
Exons: 1
Coding region: 767-1843 (358 amino acids)
Biological process (GO): phototransduction
Cellular component (GO): gap junction; plasma membrane
Molecular function (GO): gap junction channel activity
Source: RefSeq, a predicted model, not a curated record